Daldinia vernicosa is the source of this 2847-nucleotide messenger RNA. Its product is annotated as SAE2-domain-containing protein. The transcript is spliced from 2 exons. The annotation marks the transcript as partial. Gene Ontology annotation, biological process: DNA repair. The record is from RefSeq and is a predicted model, not a curated record. Lineage: Eukaryota; Fungi; Ascomycota; Sordariomycetes; Xylariales; Hypoxylaceae.
CCAGCACGCGUCAUAGGUUACCUGAGUCGUACCUUCGUCUUUACCAAAACUUUCAUUGCUCGAAACCCCCAAAGUCAACUAAUCAAACAUUCAUGACGAUGCAUUUAUGGGUUAUGUUUACCUCUUAUAGCUAAAUUAAACGGCGCGGUCAACUCAUUCCUAGAUGGAGAACUGGUUCAAGGACGUGGGUAGGCCUGCCCUGUUUGAUGCUUUAACUGGAGUCUGUAAUAGAAUUGAUAAUGAGCUUGAUGAAGGGCUUAAAUCAUAUAGAGAUGAAAAUGCUCGGCUUUCUGCCGAGCUCGAAAAUUUAAGGACUAGGGUCUCUGAUGCAGAUCGAUUUAAGGAAGAGAACCUCGCUCUAAAGAGAGAGCUUCAAACCCUUAAAAACAGCGGUCAUGCCAGCAUCUUGUCUAUAGACCAAUCUAAAGCCCGCGAUGACGCUGGAAAUGGCCGAUCCCCUCUCACGCCCAAGUCUGUGAACCAAGUUUCGAAUUUUAAGCCAUCUACUAAAUUAAGCAAACUUGACAUCGAUGAACUAGGCGGCACCGUGCUCAAGGGGGAGUAUCUUAAACUGAACGGGAACUACACGAAACUGUACAAAAAGUAUUCGGAGCUUGAGGAUGCUCAUGCGAAGUUAAAUCAGCGACUUCGAGAUAAGACGAAAGCCUACAAUCAAUGGAUGGAUCAUGCAAAUCAGUUGGAUGAACUGUGCAAGAAGCGUAGUCGGAUAAUAAAGAAGUUAGAAGCCAAGCUGGACGCGGCGGCGGCUGCAGUAGCAUCUGGUCCAUUGGACGGAAGCUUUUCGUCAGACACACCGGUUCCACCUGCGAAUAGGGGUCAGGUGGCUACUCGCAAAUCUAUUGAUUCCGACGUUCCUGACCGGCCUAGGUCUGCGAGGCUCGAUCCCUCGUCGAAAGAAACCUCGCUGAUACGGCCGCCCACUAAUAUUGACGAAAAUAGAAGCGAUUCUCCUGGGAGAGUAUCCCUACUAGAACCGAUGCGAAUAAAGACACCGGCACAAAUCAGUCCAGAUAAAAAUAAUACAACUGGCCCGGAAAGUUGUGCCAGUACCGUGGAUGACGAAUCAUAUCAAUUGCCACCUUUCCCGCAGCACCGAGAUACUAAUCCGAGGGAGGUGCUCGUUAAGACCGAACCCUCUUCCGAUCCCCCAAUCAUAGUAUCGGAGCGCCGUGUACGCAAGAGGAAACACGAUGAUGGCCAGGCCGAAUAUGUCACUAAGGUUAAGACGGAAGAUGGUUCCGAUCCGCUGAUCAUAAACGAACGCCAGCACUUUAUGCCACAAGAGAGCAUUGACUUUGACGCUGAGGGGGGUAGAGUGGUCACACCGAGGAAGCGUAAUAGGACAAAUCUUGACUUCGAAGACGUGUCCGUUUCGGGCUCGGCUGGAAUUACUGGGUCGCACGCUGGUAAUAACCGGCUAAGCAGGUUAGAAGACCCUCCGGUACGCAAUACGACAAGGAAGAGGGCUCUCCCCCCUCAGUUUCUAUCGGACGAGAACCUUGACCACCCACAAGUUGGGAAUGAUCUAUUGGCGCCACAAUCUGGACUUUUUGGCCCUACUGCAGCGAUUCAACGGAAACCAGGAGGGGACCACUUGACCAAGCAAAAGGGUCCGUCUUCUAUAAGGGCUAGUCUAGCCAAUAUCACAGAAGAUGACGCCCAAAACAAAACCCCGAGGACUACUAAGAAGAGGCCAAAAACGGGUCUUCAAACUCUUCUCAAUACUCCUUCGCCAGGCCACGGGGCUAUUAACCCAUCACCUACUGUGCAGUCAGACCAUGCACGUAUAUCGAGAGAAUUCGAGUUUCAAGCUCCGCAGAGACGUGAGCUACCUUUUAACAAGAAUGAUCCGAGGAAGACAUCCAAGCUGCCACAAUCUUACGAUACCCCGGAAACAUCACACAGCAAACGAACUCCCGGAAAUACGAACGCGAAGCGACCAUCUGACGAUAGAGAAAAAGGUAGUACGCCCGGCGGCAUCCGGCCUUUGCGAGAGCGGCCCAAAUCCGAACUUGGCAUUGCUGACUUCAAAAUUAACCCGAAUUCCAAUGAAGGCUAUGACUAUGCCUUCACUGAUGUUGUUCGAAAUAAGAAUGAACGAGCUAGCUUGGAAGGGUGCGUCCAAGAAGGAUGCUGCGGCCAGACGUUUCGGCUACAAGCACGGGCCAAGCGUGAUCAGACGGGGACGGUGGACUUUCAAACCUUAUUAGAAAAACAUAUGGGUGAUGAAGCUUGGAAGUUGUCGACCAUGACUAAAGCUGAGAAGGAAGAAUUAUGGCUUGAGGCUAAGACGCGAGAGCUUGCUAAUGAGCAUGGUAAGCAUCGCCAUAGAUUCCAUCGUGCCGCAUCCCCAGUAGGUUUCUGGCGGGCGGAUUUCCCGAGCACCCAGGAGGAACAACGUGAUAGAGAAGAAGCGGCGAAGGUGACACGUCGAAUAGUUGAUGAAAGAUAUCGCGAGGCUAUGCGACCUGGCGGAAGAUGGGUUUUUAGGGAUGAAUAACGUCCGGUUCGCUGUUAGAAUUCAAAGAAGAUUUAGGGGCAACCCUAUGGUGCACUUGAUUUUGCUGGCGUGGAGCAUAGCAUUGUUGCUUUAUCAACGGAAGGGGAGUUGUGUCAAGCAAGCAUAUUUAGGAACAAUGAAGAUAGAAAAAGAGCAUUUUAGCAGGAUAAUUAGGUACUUUUGCCAACACCGUCUGUGCUUUUUUGUGUUAGCUUUUAUUACACUCAUACGAGGCGUGUUUAAGCAAACUUUCGACUAACUAGCCGAAGGCUGAAUUUGAAUCUUGAAACGUGAAAUAAGGAUACAUCUAACUAUUUAAAGCCACA